Molecule: messenger RNA, 1623 nt
Organism: Mucor mucedo
Lineage: Eukaryota; Fungi; Mucoromycota; Mucoromycetes; Mucorales; Mucoraceae
Exons: 3
Coding region: 304-1623 (439 amino acids)
Biological process (GO): fungal-type cell wall organization
Cellular component (GO): fungal-type cell wall; plasma membrane
Source: RefSeq, a predicted model, not a curated record
AAACACUUUUUCGCUUAUUUAUAACUGAUCUCAUGUGAUAUAACAAACAGGGUGUGUAACAAAGAAAUUCGAACACCUGGGAUGAGUAAAAUGUUGUGAUUUCAGCCAAACUUUCUUGUUUGAUGGGAUUUAUACGUGCCAUACCAUUCUUUAUAUUAUUAUUUCAAAAUCGACACAACUCAUAAAAUGGUUACAUUUAAUAUAGGAAUAAAAAAAGUACAAAAGGUGAUUUAUCGUAAAUUUUCUUUUAUCUAGUUUUCUCUCAAUUUUAUUCUCAAUUACCCUUUACCUAAAAAAAAAAGAAUGACAAGAUUAACGUUAACUUCAAUUGUGUUGGCUACAUUAUAUGCAAUGGUUGUGGCAGAAACUGCUGCUUCAGGUUGUGAAAAGAAUGUCAGUGUAACUUCUCAAGGAGAUUUGGAUGCUAUCAGUUCAUGUACGGUUUUCAAGGGUGUCAUCACUAUGGAUAUUGUUCCUGCUGCACAUCUUAAACUGGACGGUGUUCAACAAUUGAUUGGUGACUUGGUCAUGUCAGGUAAUGUUGACCUUGUAUCCUUCAGUGCUCCUAGCUUACAGAAAGUUGAUGGUAACAUUAAGAUUAUCAAUCAUACUAUUUUAAACAAGCUUGAGUUGCCUCUUUUGACUGAAGUCAAUGGUUUCCACCUCUCUGUUUUACCUGCUCUUGAGGUAAUUAAUUUCCCUGCUGGCCUUGUCAAAGUAAACUCUUUGCGUAUUGAAGACACCCGUGCACCUCAAAUCGAUGGCUUGAAAUCGGAAUCUAUUGAAUCGUUCACUUUAUUGAGUAAUAAGCAUAUGAGAUCCAAUGAUCUUUCGUCAUUGAAGGGUAUUACUGGUGAUAUGUUAAUCCUUGGUAAUAACCCUGAGAUGCCUUUUAUUGCUGAAAAUUUGGCCAGUAUUAAAACUGCCACUUUCCUCAAUGUCGCUGAUAUUCAGAUGCCCGCUUUAACUAUUGUUCAAUCCGAUAUUUCAUUCCACGAAAAUGAAUUCUCAACUCUUGCUUUGGAUAAGCUUGAAAGAAUUGGCGGUACUGUGACCAUUGUUAAUAAUAACAAAUUGACCGAGACCUCCUUCAAGAGUUUAGCUGUUGUCAAUGGCGCUCUUUCUAUUGGUAACAAUACUCAAUUGCCCACCAUUGAUGGUUUCCCCGUUUUAAGUGAAAUCCAUGGCACUGCUGAUUUAGCCGGAAGUUUCUCUGAAUACAAGCUUCCAGCCCUCAAGGAUGUUCGUGGUGGCAUGCGUCUCCAAACUACUUCAAACAAGGUUGGUUGUUCUGAUCUUGAGCGUAAGCUUAAGGGCGAAAACAUUGCUAAAGGAAAUACUUGGAGUUGUUCCGCAAGUAUGCAGGAGUCUGAGUUGAUCCCCACUGUCGGUCAAAACCCUAGUUUACCUAAUUCGGGUACAACUAGUGGUGGUGGUGGUAGCAGUAACGGUGGUACUAGCAACGGUAAGAGUGGAAGUAACAGCGGUGGCAGCGUUAGCAAUGGAAAAAGUGGAAGUAGUGGAAGUGGAAAUAUGGAAACAAGCGGAUCUUCCAAGGUCUUUGUCCAAGGCUCUACUUUGUUGGCCUUCGCUGUUGGUAUGGCUUACAAUCUGUGCCUCUAA